AUGAAGGGACUUCUUCUUGCGCUCGCUGUGCUGAUCCCAAACUGUUUGGGUUCCCUCAUUGUGGGUGGACAUGAGUCUGUUCCACACAGCCGACCCUACACGGUAGCCAUCAUGUACCCGGAAAAAGAUCAAUUCUGUGGAGGUACUUUAAUUCACCCCAACUGGGUAGUCUCCUCUGCUCAAUGCUCCAUUGGAGAUGGUGAAAGAGACUUCGUUGGUCUCGGGUAUCAUAGCCUUCAACAACACGACGGUCCGAACCAGCAGUUUAUCCAAGGUACUUGGAUGGUACACGAACAAUUUGAUUUUAGCUUACUCGAUAACGACAUCGCCUUGAUUCAUCUUGACACACCCGCCUCUUUGAACAGUGACGUGCAAGCUAUCGGCAUUGCUUCUAGCGAACCCAAGACGGGCUCAAAACUGCUGGUUAGCGGCUGGGGAAACCUUGAUCCAAGCACCUGGAUUCCUGCAAAUGAACUGCACGAGGUUGUUCUUUACUCCAAAAGUCAUCAGGAGUGUGAGGAUGCUUAUGGUGUCCUUCCUAAUGGUAUGUUCUGCGCUAGUGCUGCAGGAGGAGACGCUUGCCAGGGUGACACUGGUGGACCAAUCGUCAGUAACUUCGCCGCCGACUCCCAUCAGGCAGGUGUUCUGCUUGACGGUAUAGUAAGCUGGGGCAGGGGCUGCGCAGAUGAUAAGCAUCCUGGAGUCUACACAAAGAUAUCCAACUAUUGCACCUGGAUAACUGUGCUGAUCCCAAGCUGUUUGUGUUCACUCAUCAUUGGUGGACAUGAGUCUGUCCCGCACAGCCGACCCUACACGGCUGCCGUAAUGUUCCCCAAUAAAGAUAACUUAUGUGGGGGUACUUUGGUUCACCCAAGCUGGGUUGUCACCUCUGCCCAAUGCUCCCUUGGACAUGGUACCAAAGACUACGUUGGCCUCGGGUAUCAUAACAUUCUGCAACACGAUAGUCCAAAGCUUCAGUUCAUCCAAGGUACUUGGAUUGUACACGACAAUUUUGAUAAAAGUACCAUGGAAAGUGACAUCGCCUUGAUUCAUCUGGACACACCCGCCUCUAUGAGCAGUGACGUUCAGGCCAUCAACAUCGCUUCAAGUGAGCCAAAGACGGGUCUGAAACUGCUUUCUACCGGAUGGGGAAGCCUUCACCCUGUCUAUUGGGAGCGUCCAGAAGAGCUAUAUGAGGUGGUUGUAUUUGCAAACAGUCCAGAGGAUUGCAAAAAAGCCUACGGUAGCUCUGUCAAUGAUAACAUGUUCUGCGCAGGUGUCCAAGGAGGGGGUAAAGACUCAUGCCGGGGUGACACUGGUGGUCCAAUCGUCAGUAACUUUGCCCCAGACUCCCACCAGGAUGGUGUGUUGCUUGAAGGUAUUAUUAGCUGGGGCAUCGGUUGCGCACAAGACACUCAUCCUGGAGUCUACACAAAGAUAUCCAACUAUUGUGAUUGGAUAGACCAGAAAACCAGUGGCGAAGUCAAAUGUGUGUAA
Asterias rubens (European starfish) is the source of this 1497-nucleotide messenger RNA. RefSeq names its product chymotrypsin A-like. Gene Ontology annotation, molecular function: serine-type endopeptidase activity. NCBI's taxonomy places the organism in Eukaryota, Metazoa, Echinodermata, Asteroidea, Forcipulatida, Asteriidae. Bases 1 to 1497 code for a protein of 498 amino acids. The transcript has 9 exons. The record is from RefSeq and is a predicted model, not a curated record. Gene Ontology annotation, biological process: proteolysis.